UCAUUCCACUCACCACUCACCACUCACCACAAAACACACUUCAUUCAUUUGCUUCUAUAAACUUUUCUAUAACAGUUUAUCAAAAUUUCCUAAUUUUCUCCUUGGCUCGACUACAUCAUUUAUAUGGCGGAAGCGCAACCCCAUAACUGUUGUAGAAGAUGCUGUUGUUGCCUCUUUGGCGUAAUUUGGAAGCUCAUCGUAGCAAUAAUCGUCCUCAUAGGUCUCGCACUCCUCAUUUUCUUCUUCAUUGUUCAACCCCGCUCCUUCAAAUUUAGUGUCAAAGAAGCCAAGCUAACUGAAUUUAACUACCACAACUACACCCUCAGUUACAACCUCGUGCUCAAUUUCACGGCCCAUAACCCAAACAAAAAACUUGGCAUCAUCUACGAUAAAGUGGAGGGAUAUGUGUCCUAUGAAGGAAUUAAGUUCCCUUCAACGGAUGUUAUAACAUAUUUGAAUUCCUUCCGUCAAGACACUAAAAAAACGAAUAGUAUGAGUGGUGUUUUCUCUGGACAACGUGUUGUGGUUUUUGAUCAUGAUCAGGUUUCUAACAUUGAGCGUGAUAAGAAAGUUGGAGUUUUUCAUAUUGAUGUGAAGUUGUACUUUAGGAUCAGGUUUAAGCUUGGUGAUAUUACUGGAGAUGAUGAUACAAAGGGUAACAUUAAAUGUGGUCUUGAUGUUCCUUUUGGUUCUAAUAAUGGGACUAAGGUCAUGGAUGCAUUUGAACCCACCACAUGUGUUGUUAAUUUGUGAGGACCAUCAUUUCACGGGCAUCAUUUCUUUGUUGAAUGGAUUUUUAUUUUUCUAUUCCUUUUGUAUGGACUGUUAUUUUUCCUUUUAUUUUUGUAAUAUUUUGAAUUUUAUUAAAAUAUUUC
Trifolium pratense (red clover) is the source of this 875-nucleotide messenger RNA. Its product is annotated as NDR1/HIN1-like protein 10. The transcript has a single exon. Lineage: Eukaryota; Viridiplantae; Streptophyta; Magnoliopsida; Fabales; Fabaceae. Gene Ontology annotation, biological process: defense response to other organism. The record is from RefSeq and is a predicted model, not a curated record. Bases 124 to 753 code for a protein of 209 amino acids.